Messenger RNA from Alexandromys fortis (reed vole), 390 nucleotides. RefSeq names its product CART prepropeptide (gene Cartpt). The record is from RefSeq and is a predicted model, not a curated record. Gene Ontology annotation, biological process: cellular response to starvation; adult feeding behavior; negative regulation of appetite. Gene Ontology annotation, molecular function: neuropeptide hormone activity. Lineage: Eukaryota; Metazoa; Chordata; Mammalia; Rodentia; Cricetidae. Bases 1 to 390 code for a protein of 129 amino acids. The transcript has 3 exons.
AUGGAGAGCUCCCGCCUGCGGCUGCUGCCCCUCCUGGGCGCCGCCCUGCUGCUACUGCUACCUUUGCUGGGUGUCCGUGCCCAGGAGGAUGCCGAGCUGCAGCCCCGAGCCCUGGACAUCUACUCUGCCGUGGACGAUGCGUCCCAUGAAAAGGAGCUGCCAAGGCGGCAACUUCGGGCUCCUGGCGCUGUGUUGCAGAUUGAAGCGCUGCAGGAAGUUCUGAAGAAGCUCAAGAGUAAACGCAUUCCGAUCUAUGAGAAGAAGUACGGCCAAGUCCCCAUGUGUGACGCCGGAGAGCAGUGCGCAGUGCGGAAAGGGGCCAGGAUCGGAAAGCUGUGUGACUGUCCCCGAGGAACUUCCUGCAACUCCUUCCUCUUGAAGUGCUUAUGA